AUGCUUUGCUGUGGAGAACUCAAACUACUCUACGCCACUAUAGUUCUGUUACUUGAAGCCGAGUUGCUAGUAAAUACGGGUGCUAUGGAGUCGAAGAGGUCUUCCAUAUUGGUUUCUCAGAAUGCAGACGAUUUGAAAUCGUUGGAGCUUUGCACUACAAGGAACCAACAGCGGCUUGGUAGUGUGUUUGGGAACUUCACGAGACAUCACAAAAAAGGUCACAGAAGAAGAACAACAACAACCUCACAAGCUCCAACCACAGUUAACUUCUCGACACUAAGCGGAGAAGACCCCACCGAGUUCUACACCACAACAGAAUAUGUUCUCACAACAUAUCCUAAGUUACCAAAACCACUACGCCUCACCUCCCUAUUAGAUAAAGAAUACAAUGAUGAUGUACAUAAUAUAAAUAACAUUAUAGAUGAAGUAACUAUAGGUAGAGGAAGACACAGUAAACAUGAUAGAAUUACUGAUAAAGAAAUUUUAAAAGAACUAGAUGAGAGUACACUAUCAAAAUCAAUGAAUAAAGUUAAGAAAAUGUACAGAGAUUCAGCGGGUUCAACCGUUAAUAAAUUAAGUGGGAAAGUCGGUAAAGCUGGUAUAUUUUUGACAGAAAACUGUACAACAGUUAUAGCUCAAAUAGGUACGACGGCGAUACUGCAUUGUGAAGUUAGUGAUAUCACCGAAAACACGGUAACGUGGAUACGAAGAAAAGACUACUCGUUGCUGUCAGUCGGUCUUGUGACCUAUAGUGCUGACAGCAGGUUCUUCUCAGCUCAUGGCAGACAUGUGAAGGACUGGGCGUUACACAUAAGGUUUGCGACAUCAGCAGACGCUGGUUACUACGAGUGUCAAGUUCCAACACACCCACCGACCAGUAUCUUCUUCAAGCUUGUCCUUGUUGCGGCGUACGCGGAGAUAGUGGGCGAAUCAGAGAAGAUCAUCCAUGAAGGUUCGAUGCUGAGGCUCGUGUGCGUUGUGAAGCGAUCCACUGAGCCGCCAUCUUACGUGUUUUGGUACUUCGAGAACAGAAUGAUCAACUAUGAUUUGAAUGGCGUGAGUGUUCACAAUGGACGUCAGACAAGCGAGCUGGUCAUUGGUAAGGCGGAGCCUCGUCAUGCCGGAAACUAUACUUGCGUGCCAGCUAAUGCAAAAGCAGCAUCUGUAACGGUCCAUGUUGUACAGAGUGAAACCCCAGCUGCAAUGCAACAUGGCAACAAUUCCUCAGCAUCAAAUACACAGACACACCUAUUAAUCCACCUACUGGUGACUAUAAUCGGUUUGAGAAUGAUCUUCUUACAAAACCAUCAAGAAUUUGGAUAA
This is a messenger RNA of Spodoptera exigua (beet armyworm), 1323 nucleotides long. NCBI's taxonomy places the organism in Eukaryota, Metazoa, Arthropoda, Insecta, Lepidoptera, Noctuidae. The record is from the annotation of a GenBank genome assembly.